UCACAAGCCACGGGCUUAGUUGUGAAGUAUGUAAGUUCAAAGUUCAUAAGAGAUGCGCCGCAAAGGCAAUUAACAACUGCAAAUGGACCACGCUCGCUUCUAUUGGAAAAGAAAACAUAAUUGAAGACAGCGAUGGGACCAUUCUAAUGCCACAUCAAUGGUUGGAAGGAAACUUACCGGUCGCUUCGAAAUGCAUAAUCUGCGAUAAAACUUGUGGAUCAGUUUUAAGGCUUCAAGAUUGGCGAUGUUUGUGGUGUCGCGCUACCGUUCAUACACAAUGCAGGCCACAUUUAGCCAAAGCUUGUCCUCUGGGACCAGCUAGGGUAAGUGUGCUGCCCCCAACAGCUUUACACUCGGUAUCCGAUGAAGCUUGGGAAGCCGUCAGGCCUCAAGCUUCUUCUCCAUUAUUGGUCUUCGUUAAUUCCAAAUCAGGUGAUAAUCAAGGGGUAAAAUUUUUAAGACGCUUUAAACAAUUGCUGAAUCCAGCGCAAGUGUUCGACCUGAUUUCAACUGGUCCCAGGCUAGGAUUAAGGCUCUUUAGGCACUUCGAUCCAUUCCGUAUAUUAGUUUGUAGUGGCGAUGGGUCCGUAGGGUGGGUUUUGUCCGAAAUCGACAAACUCGACAUGCAUAAACAGUGCCAAGUUGCAGUUCUUCCACUAGGAACGGGGAACGAUUUGGCUAGAGUGUUGGGAUGGGGUGCAUCUUGCGACGACGACACCCAUUUACCACAGUUGUUAGAGAAAUACGAACGGGCUAGUACCAAGAUGUUGGACAGAUGGAGUAUAAUGACAUUUGAACGUACAAUCGCUAUUCCAAAGUUAUCGUUGGAUACCACCCAACCUGAAGGUCAGUUACACAGCCAGAUAUGUCAGUACGAAGAAUCGCUGAUAAAUCAUUUACAAAACAUUCUUCAAUCGGACGAGACAUCGGUUGUCCUGAAUUCGGCGAAGAGAUUGUGCGAGACCGUUAAGGAUUUCGCGACGCAGGUGACUGAGAGUGGCCUGGCGCGAACGGACGACUCCCUCGGAAAGAAGUGCGAAGUUCUCCAGCACAAAUUGGAACUGCUUAUGCACACUCUAACAAGUGAGCAACUUGAUCUGGAUAAAUUUGUCGCUUCUUGUGAAGAUGCGACGGCGAAAUGUAAUAAGGAUGACACCGAGAGCGAGGCGUCUUAUGAUAAGAGCAAAGUUGAGAAAGAAUUGAGCAAUUUCAAUUUCCGACGGCACAGUUGCAAACAAGGAAUAGAAAUAACUGAGAAAAAACAGUGCCAAGUUGCAGUUCUUCCACUAGGAACGGGGAACGAUUUGGCUAGAGUGUUGGGAUGGGGUGCAUCUUGCGACGACGACACCCAUUUACCACAGUUGUUAGAGAAAUACGAACGGGCUAGUACCAAGAUGUUGGACAGAUGGAGUAUAAUGACAUUUGAACGUACAAUCGCUAUUCCAAAGUUAUCGUUGGAUACCACCCAACCUGAAGGUCAGUUACACAGCCAGAUAUGUCAGUACGAAGAAUCGCUGAUAAAUCAUUUACAAAACAUUCUUCAAUCGGACGAGACAUCGGUUGUCCUGAAUUCGGCGAAGAGAUUGUGCGAGACCGUUAAGGAUUUCGCGACGCAGGUGACUGAGAGUGGCCUGGCGCGAACGGACGACUCCCUCGGAAAGAAGUGCGAAGUUCUCCAGCACAAAUUGGAACUGCUUAUGCACACUCUAACAAGUGAGCAACUUGAUCUGGAUAAAUUUGUCGCUUCUUGUGAAGAUGCGACGGCGAAAUGUAAUAAGGAUGACACCGAGAGCGAGGCGUCUUAUGAUAAGAGCAAAGUUGAGAAAGAAUUGAGCAAUUUCAAUUUCCGACGGCACAGGAGGACGUCGAGAUUUAUGGAGCGGGAAAAAGACGCUUUAAUGGUCCGAGCGAAUAGUCUCAAGAGGGCGAUACGCAGCCUGGUGGAACACACCGAACAAGUGGUGGACGAGCAAAACAGACAAUCAACGACCACCGUUCCCACGGUGAAAAUUUCAUUACUCGGCUCGUCCAGCAUUGACAGGACCACAACGAAAAACAUUCCAGAUGUUCUUUAUGCAAACGCGCCAAAAAAAAAAGGAAUAUUAGGCUUGUAUAUGUCGAGCAAACUUUUAUCGGCAAGCAGCAGCCAGCUGCUUUUCAAAAAACAGUGCCAAGUUGCAGUUCUUCCACUAGGAACGGGGAACGAUUUGGCUAGAGUGUUGGGAUGGGGUGCAUCUUGCGACGACGACACCCAUUUACCACAGUUGUUAGAGAAAUACGAACGGGCUAGUACCAAGAUGUUGGACAGAUGGAGUAUAAUGACAUUUGAACGUACAAUCGCUAUUCCAAAGUUAUCGUUGGAUACCACCCAACCUGAAGGUCAGUUACACAGCCAGAUAUGUCAGUACGAAGAAUCGCUGAUAAAUCAUUUACAAAACAUUCUUCAAUCGGACGAGACAUCGGUUGUCCUGAAUUCGGCGAAGAGAUUGUGCGAGACCGUUAAGGAUUUCGCGACGCAGGUGACUGAGAGUGGCCUGGCGCGAACGGACGACUCCCUCGGAAAGAAGUGCGAAGUUCUCCAGCACAAAUUGGAACUGCUUAUGCACACUCUAACAAGUGAGCAACUUGAUCUGGAUAAAUUUGUCGCUUCUUGUGAAGAUGCGACGGCGAAAUGUAAUAAGGAUGACACCGAGAGCGAGGCGUCUUAUGAUAAGAGCAAAGUUGAGAAAGAAUUGAGCAAUUUCAAUUUCCGACGGCACAGGAGGACGUCGAGAUUUAUGGAGCGGGAAAAAGACGCUUUAAUGGUCCGAGCGAAUAGUCUCAAGAGGGCGAUACGCAGCCUGGUGGAACACACCGAACAAGUGGUGGACGAGCAAAACAGACAAUCAACGACCACCGUUCCCACGGUGAAAAUUUCAUUACUCGGCUCGUCCAGCAUUGACAGGACCACAACGAAAAACAUUCCAGAUGAUCUUUCAGACGGGGACCAUAAAAUGACAUCCCUAAAAGUUUUGCCCACGGUCGAAUCGGGUUCGAGUACUGACAUUAGUCCCUGCCCUUCACCAUCGAGUCAAUCUUCAUCGGUCAUAACCGCUAAGAUUGUCUCCAUAUCUCCCAUGCCAGACGUUAGGAGGGAAUCCACCUGUGAUGAUCCUGUAUUAAUGCAAACGCUGCCGGUUCCUCCAGAUUUCGCAGACAGUAGAAGAGCAAGUCAAGUUCAAAGUACCGGCCUGGAUGAAUCCACAACAAUAGAAACAUUGCUAGCUAGUACGUCAAAAUUGAAAACAAUGGAACAAAAAGGGUCUGGUGAUUCCGAAACCAUCACCAACGAACAAUUGUUUGUACAGCAACGUCGCCGGAGCAGUGCCACGAAGGACACUCAAGACAUUAAAAUAGAGUACAAAGCAACAUGGGAAGAAGAAAAGGAAUGCAGUAGCAUAGCAUCGAACGAAGAAGAAAUGAGUUUUCCAUCGGAAAUAAUAGAACCAAAGUCAUUUUGUCCUAGAAAAGACAGCGAUGGGGAAGACGUCAACGGUCACAUUUAUCAUAUAGACUCUCCAGAAACUGAUACGUAUCCAACGUCGGAAGCUCUCCAUGGAGAAUCGUUGAUGGACGACAUUAGUUCCGUAGGCCAAGAUCUUUACGGUUUCGAUCAAGACAGCAUAGAAAAUACAUACAGUGACGACACCACAUUAUUUGCAAGCGAAAUAGGAGAGCCAAAGAAAGACAAAAUUGUUGAAAGGAAAAGAAGUUUCAAGAGAAUACCGAGCGAGAAGAAACGAAGAAGCUCAUGCAGUCGAAUAGAUGAAAUAACACAGUUUGGCUUUGAAAACAAGCUGUUUAUGCAACACAAUAAGAUUUUGGAUAACAGAUUUGACAAAGAGACUGUUAGAUAUUGUAGUCUAGCUCAGUUCGUUGAAGGAAACGAUAUCGCUCGGCGAUCAUUCAAAAGAAGAAACACUUCGAAGAAGGUUGAACUCAUUAUACAACGGCAAAGUACCGUUAUAGAAGAACGUGAACCGAGCAUCAGAGAAUCGAGGUCGAGCUUGAAGGAUUCCAAAACCAGUUUGAAUAAAAUCGAGAAAGAAACCUCCAAUAUAUCUGUGUCUUUCAAAAACCUCAAAGCUGAAUUAGAAGAAAGCCUAUCGUUAGAAGCAAACUCUGGAAAAGCUGCUGCAGAUAACAAAAGUGAAUCUUUUCGUCCUGUUUUCCCUCAAGUGAUUGUGGAACCUCCGUCGCCCAUAAUAGACGAAGAAGCGCGUGGUAAGCGACUGGAAUAUCUGCAAACUGCUGGGGAUUACGAUUCCGAUUCGUGUUACGAAUUACACAUAAAAUCAUCAGAGAAAAAGUCUGGAGACAGUUCCGGCAGUGUAAACAGUUUCGAUUCAAAUUUACAUCCGCCAUUAGAGAAAGACUACAUGCACUUUUUAAGUUGUUCGCCGGCGGCCACGAGACGAAUAUCGUCCUGUAGUUUACUAAACCCGGCAGAAGCAUCGGUACUACAAGCUGCUGCCGCUUCUAAACGUUUAGACGAUAAUAAAGAGAGGAAAAUUGAAAAGGAAAAGAAAAGCCGAAAGCUUCCCAUCAUAAAUCCUCUGGUUAUGCUUCCGACAUGGCCAAACGUCAGUAGUGGAGCCGGGUUUAUCAGCAAAUGUCUUUUAGCGAAUGCAGACACCCUUUGUGCUGCCGUCAGUCCACUGAUGGACCCUGACGAAACACUCUUGGAGGGAUUCUUUGAAAGAUGCGUGAUGAACAAUUACUUUGGAAUUGGAAUCGAUGCCAAAAUAUCGCUCGAUUUUCAUCACAAACGGGAAGAACAUCCGGAAAAGUGCAGAUCGAGGGCGAAAAAUUAUAUGUGGUACGGUGUGUUGGGAAGCAAACAGUGGUUGCAGAAAACUUAUAAGAAUUUAGAACAGAGGGUUCAACUAGAAUGCGAUGGACAAAAGAUUCCUUUGCCGAGUCUUCAAGGAAUUGUGAUACUUAACAUUCCAAGUUUUAUGGGUGGUAUUAACUUUUGGGGAGGUACAAAAGAAGAUGACAUCUUUUUGGCACCGUCGUUUGAUGAUAAGAUUUUAGAAGUUGUUGCUGUUUUUGGUUCGGUCCAAAUGGCAGCAUCCCGACUCAUUAACCUUCAACAUCAUCGAAUUGCUCAAUGUCAAAGCAUUCAGAUAAACAUUUUAGGUGAUGAAGGAGUUCCUAUUCAAGUUGAUGGAGAGGCAUGGAUUCAACCGCCAGGUAUAAUCCGCAUCUUGCAUAAAAAUAGAAUGCAAAUGCUUUGCAGAAACAGAGCUUUGGAAAACUCAUUGAAAACUUGGGAAGAAAAGCAGAGGCAUCAAGAGAAACGCCUUUCAAUAUCCCACGACAAAACGAGAUCAAGUUUGACCAGGCAAAGUAUGCCUAAUCAAGAAAAAUCAUUCCUUACAGUACCUACAGAAAAGAUAAGACAACAUUCCUUCAGUGGAGCAGUUCCCGUUUUAGAAAAGUCACCUUCCAUCAGUUUCGACAGGAUGCCUCCAUCCGCGGCUUCAACAAGAGAACCAGAAUUACUAUUUUCCGAUGAGGAACAUGCUCUACUGUUAGCUUUUAUUGAAUGUGCAACCACCUUGACCAAGUGGAUUAAGAUAUUAGCCAUUAGUUACGACUUAGAAGUCGAUUUGUACAGUUUGGCCAACAAAGCGGAUAAGUGCCUCGAAUGUAUACAUCCUAACGGUAAGCUUCUAGAGGGACCUUCUUUACGAGUAGAAUUUACCAAGCUGGUUAAUACUGUUAAGCACCUUUACGAAGACAGUUGCAAUCUACUUCAUGACAGGGGAGAUAAGCUUAAACUGAGGGACGACAUAGAAAAUAAACUUAGCAUUUCUUUGGCUAAUAUGGAAAUGGAACUACGAAAAUGCUUUACGUACGAAAAUUCAGCUGGGAACUUGGUUUAUCUCCAAUCUACUCAUGACGAUCAGGGUGAACGUAAACGCAAGGGUCUGUUUUGGCUGAAACUACGCACCCGUGGUUCGGUACUGCAUUCCCAACAGCAAGCUAAGGAUGUAGCGUCCUGGGGAACCCAUGAGGUCGCCACGUGGCUUGAAACGUUGCAGCUGUCAGAAUAUAUAGACAGUUUCGUUAAAAACGACAUCAGAGGACGAGAAUUGCUCACUUUAGCACGUCGAGAUCUAAAAGAUCUAGGCGUCACGAAAGUAGGACAUGUGAAAAGAAUCCUGCAAGCCGUUAAGGAUUUAUCUCAAGGGGCUUAAGAUUGACACAGGUGCAGCCUAAUCCAGCAGUAGAAAUUAUAUGGAAUCCUCAUUAUUCACGAUUGCAACGACUGCAUUUUCUGGAGAUUUUUCUCAGCAGAGGUCAACGACGAUUCUAGAGAAAAACAUUUCACCAUCCUCGUCGCGCACAAACUGCUUUAAAUCACCCGUCCUUCCCUCUGGUAAACCUAUCAAAUGGGUUCUCAUGGGAUUGAGAGGAAUAUGUUGGCAUAACAUUUUUCCACAAUUCUCCCUAAAAUAACAGAAAGAUAUACAAAGGUAAGUUACUAAAUUUUGGUUUCUUUAUUCUUGGAAAAUGUAUAUUUUCACACAUUCAGUGACUGUCGAAUUAUCACUUAAUUAGAUAAAUUUAAAUAUUCUUGUAUAUAGUUGAGGCAUUCAAAAUUGGCGUAGUCCGCAAUAGAACUGUUGCAUUUACUUUCUUCUUUCAACUUACUAACUAGACUAGAGCGGUUGCUGACAGAACGCCUACUUUACUCACGACUGGCGUUGUAGGGAAUGUCGUAAACAUAGAAGUGAGAUGCCAAGAAAGAAUUGCAGCGGACGCUAAUGAAAAAAGGAAAUAACACUACACCAAUUGAUGUGUAACAGAAAGAGAUGCAGACA
Agrilus planipennis (emerald ash borer) is the source of this 6872-nucleotide messenger RNA. Its product is annotated as diacylglycerol kinase eta. Gene Ontology annotation, biological process: diacylglycerol metabolic process; lipid phosphorylation; intracellular signal transduction. The record is from RefSeq and is a predicted model, not a curated record. NCBI's taxonomy places the organism in Eukaryota, Metazoa, Arthropoda, Insecta, Coleoptera, Buprestidae. The transcript is spliced from 21 exons. Gene Ontology annotation, molecular function: ATP-dependent diacylglycerol kinase activity; protein binding. Bases 147 to 6245 code for a protein of 2032 amino acids.